Messenger RNA from Callithrix jacchus (white-tufted-ear marmoset), 8852 nucleotides. It is a transcript of the gene CNNM2, whose product is annotated as cyclin and CBS domain divalent metal cation transport mediator 2. Gene Ontology annotation, molecular function: magnesium ion transmembrane transporter activity. NCBI's taxonomy places the organism in Eukaryota, Metazoa, Chordata, Mammalia, Primates, Cebidae. The record is from RefSeq and is a predicted model, not a curated record. Gene Ontology annotation, biological process: transport; magnesium ion homeostasis. Gene Ontology annotation, cellular component: plasma membrane.
CCCUCUGUCCCCUCCUGCUAGCCUCGGGGUUUCUCAGCUGGCCGAGGUCGAGUCAUUGUCAGUCAGGGACGCGAACUGCUGAGCACUGGCCGCGGACACUCCAUUGCAGUCUCGUCCAGGGGCUGGUGCCUGCGCUCGCGCCGCCGGGUGGAAAGGAUGAAGCCGCAGCUGGAGCAGCCACCCUAUGAUUGGCUGUGGCGCUUGUGAACCCAAAGUAAAGAUGGCGGGCGGGCAGGCAGCCGCCGCACUGCCCACUUGGAAGAUGGCGGCUCGCCGCAGCCUCGGCGCCCGCGGCCGGGGGGUCCUGCAGGCGGCGGCGGGGCGGCUGCUGCCGCUGCUCCUGCUGAGCUGCUGCUGCGGCGCAGGCGGCUGUACAGCGGCGGGCGAGAACGAGGAGACGGUGAUCAUCGGGCUGCGGCUGGAGGACACGAACGACGUGUCGUUCAUGGAAGGGGGGGCGCUGCGGGUGAGCGAACGGACCCGGGUCAAGCUGCGGGUGUACGGGCAGAACAUCAACAACGAGACGUGGUCCCGCAUCGCCUUCACCGAGCAGGAGCGGCGGCGCCACAGCCCGGGCGAGCGCGGACUGGGGGGUCCCGCGCCGCCGGAGCCGGACAGCGGCCCCCAGCUCUGCGGCAUCCGCACCUCAGACAUCAUCAUCUUGCCCCACAUCAUUCUCAACCGCCGCACCUCGGGCAUCAUCGAGAUUGAGAUCAAACCGCUACGCAAGAUGGAGAAAAGCAAGUCCUAUUACCUGUGCACGUCGCUCUCCACGCCUGCCCUGGGCGCCGGCGGCUCGGGGUCCGCGGGUGGCGCCGUCGGGGGCAAGGGCAGCUCGGGGGUGGCUGGGCUUCCGCCGCCCCCGUGGGCCGAGACCACCUGGAUUUACCACGAUGGCGAGGACACCAAGAUGAUCGUAGGCGAGGAGAAGAAGUUCCUGCUGCCCUUCUGGCUGCAGGUGAUCUUCAUUUCACUGCUGCUGUGCCUGUCGGGCAUGUUCAGCGGCCUCAACCUGGGGCUUAUGGCCCUGGACCCGAUGGAGCUGCGCAUCGUGCAGAACUGCGGCACGGAGAAGGAGAAGAAUUACGCCAAGCGCAUCGAGCCGGUGCGCAGGCAGGGCAACUACCUGCUGUGCUCACUGCUGCUGGGCAACGUGCUGGUCAACACCACGCUCACCAUCCUGCUCGACGACAUCGCCGGCUCGGGCCUCGUGGCCGUGGUAGUCUCCACCAUCGGCAUCGUUAUCUUCGGGGAGAUUGUGCCUCAGGCCAUCUGCUCCCGGCACGGCCUGGCUGUAGGAGCCAACACCAUUUUCCUCACCAAGUUUUUCAUGAUGAUGACCUUUCCCGCUUCCUACCCGGUCAGCAAGCUGCUGGACUGCGUCCUGGGCCAGGAGAUAGGCACCGUCUAUAACCGGGAAAAACUGCUGGAGAUGCUCCGGGUCACCGACCCCUACAACGACCUCGUUAAGGAGGAGCUGAACAUCAUCCAAGGGGCGCUGGAGCUCCGCACCAAGACGGUGGAGGACGUGAUGACCCCGCUCCGGGACUGCUUCAUGAUCACCGGCGAAGCCAUCCUGGACUUCAACACCAUGUCUGAGAUCAUGGAGAGCGGCUACACCCGCAUUCCGGUGUUUGAGGGGGAGCGCUCUAACAUCGUGGACCUGCUAUUUGUCAAAGAUUUGGCCUUCGUGGAUCCAGAUGACUGUACUCCCUUGAAAACCAUCACCAAAUUUUAUAACCAUCCCUUGCACUUUGUUUUCAAUGACACCAAGUUGGACGCUAUGCUGGAAGAAUUUAAGAAAGGUAAAUCUCACCUGGCUAUCGUGCAGCGAGUAAACAAUGAAGGAGAAGGGGAUCCGUUUUAUGAAGUUCUGGGAAUUGUCACCUUAGAAGAUGUGAUUGAAGAAAUCAUCAAAUCUGAGAUUCUAGAUGAAACAGAUUUAUACACCGAUAACAGAACGAAAAAGAAAGUGGCUCACCGGGAACGAAAGCAAGAUUUUUCUGCCUUUAAGCAGACAGACAGCGAGAUGAAGGUUAAAAUAUCACCACAGCUCCUCCUGGCCAUGCACCGUUUCCUAGCAACAGAAGUAGAAGCAUUUAGCCCAUCCCAGAUGUCAGAGAAGAUCCUUCUAAGGCUGCUAAAGCACCCCAAUGUCAUCCAGGAACUGAAGUAUGAUGAGAAGAACAAGAAAGCCCCCGAGUACUACCUCUACCAGCGCAACAAGCCUGUAGACUACUUCGUUCUCAUUCUGCAGGGGAAAGUGGAAGUUGAAGCUGGGAAAGAAGGUAUGAAGUUUGAAGCGAGCGCCUUCUCAUACUACGGUGUGAUGGCCCUGACGGCCUCUCCAGUUCCUUUGUCCCUGUCUCGUACCUUUGUUGUCAGCAGAACAGAGUUGUUAGCAGCAGGUUCUCCAGGUGAAAAUAAAUCCCCUCCUCGCCCAUGUGGCUUGAAUCAUUCAGACUCUCUCAGUCGAAGCGACCGGAUUGACGCUGUCACACCAACACUGGGGAGCAGCAAUAACCAGCUCAAUUCCUCGCUCCUCCAAGUCUACAUCCCCGAUUACUCGGUACGAGCGCUCUCGGAUCUGCAGUUCGUUAAGAUAAAAGAUGUUCUGUUCACCCUUCUAGCAGACGUGUGUUCCCUCUUCCCCUUCAUCUAUGCAACACCAACCAUGCCAUUGUGUUCAGCCUGGCUGAACCAACUGCCCUGCCCACUCGCCUGGCUUUGCUGGUGGAAAAGCUGGGACUGGACCUCAGCAUGGCAACAUAGAAGAGCAUAUUCUUUGGACAGUGUGAAGUCUUAAAAGAAGUGAGUACUAGUUCUGUACCUCUAAGUCACAGCCUGGUACAGCCAGUCCUAGGGGGAAGGUGGUCUCCUUUGCAAGGACUGCAAUCUGUCCUCCAUCAGUUACUCUCUACAUAAAAACAUUCAGAGUAUCCAGUCGAAUUGUCCCAUAUAUUGGCUGCUCAGUCACUAAUAACACAGUGCAGCUGGGCUAAGCCAGUGGUAUUUCCUAGGUAAGACCAAAGGCCUCAUUCAGGCCUCUCAAUUGGCUCUUGAAGAUGAAGAUGGCUUUAUAUUUCCUCCUCUGCUAUGCUAAGUCUGGGAGGAGGGUCAGAGCAUGCACAGAUAGGUCACUCUCAAGUUAAAAACAUCCAGCCUGAGUGUGGCAAGGCAGGUGCAGGUGCUCUUUGGGUUCAGUGGACAUCCUGCAUUCUCCAGUAAUUGGUGUGGAUGAUACACGUUCUCUUCCAUCACCACUUUGUCUUCUGUUCCUUCUUACUCUCCUCACUCACAUGUGACCAGUCCCUGAAGAACUUAGGGUGGAGCUUCAGGGACCCUCUGUGAUCCAUUCCUAAGCCACAUCUUUCUGGAAACUCUUUUUUCUCCACUCUUAGUCUCCAUUGUACAUUCCAAAAAGAAUCGUGCUCUGAGAAUUUAGCCUCUUACUGGUCCAUUUAUAGUCACUACUGAAUUUAUUUAACCAUGGCAUUUGCAGUCUGUUUUACUUACACUUGUCCUGUGGAUGGAGACAUUUCAGGGAAGAGCGGCUGACAGAAUUGGCUUUGAGACACUCCCUGACCCAACUACCACUCCCACCUCCCCAGUCAUCACCCGACUUCCUGAAAGUAGAAUGAGGUGUAUCUAUAGUCCAGUUAAAUGCCAUCUUGGGAGCCUGCUUUCCUUAGAAGCAGGGCAGAAGUGGCAGCAGAGCUGGGGAAAGAAAUCACUGUAGCACAUUCACUCUCAGCCUGCUGCCUUGGCUAGUUUUUUUCCUGUUUUACUCACUUGGUCUCGAUGAGCCCUUAGCUCAAAUCAGGAAAUGCUCCAAGGAAAAUGGAGGCAAUUUUUCCUGCUGUCAAGAUGAGAUUUGCCUAAACUUCCCCACCCCUGCAUCCUCGGAGUGCAAACACAUCUGUUAAUUUCUUUUUUUUUUUUUUUUUUUUUGAGACAGAGUUUCGCUCUUGUUACCCAGGCUGGAGUGCAAUGGCGCGAUCUCGGCUCACCACAACCUCCACCUCCUGGGUUCAGGCAAUUCUCCUGCCUCAGCGUCCUGAGUAGCUGGGAUUACAGGCACGCACCACCAUGCCCAGCUAAUUUUUUGUAUUUUUAGUAGAGACGGCAUUUCACCAUGUUGACCAGGAUGAUCUCGAUCUCUUGACCUUGUGAUCCACCCGCCUCGGCCUCCCAAAGUGCUGGGAUUACAGGCAUGAGCCACCAUGCCUGGCACAUCUGCUCAUUUCUAAGCUUUAUCCUGAUGCACUCUGGGGUUUCUAUUUCACAAAAAUUGUGCUCCCUAGAGACGUUUUUUGACUCGGCACUUCUGAGGAAACAAAUACUGAUCAGAGGGUCUUGUAGACAAAGUGGUAAAAACUGACUUUCUUAUAGCCUGGAGUUGAUUUCUGGAAACUUAUUUUAUACUUUUUGAAGUUAAUUUAAUAAAGACAUGAUUCCUUAUUACAGCCAAAAAGUUAAAUUCUAUUAGAUGGCUAAUAAACUUUUGCUUUCUUUGCAUGGUAGUUGCGACAUUUUCCCUCCAAGGGCCUCACAUCUGUGCUCUUAUUUGCAAGCAGUCCCAGGACAAAGGGAUGGUUCUAGGGUUCUUUUCUCUUUCUGCGCCUUCUCCCCUAGUAGAUGACUGUGAGGACCGAGGAUGCACGUUUCUAGGAGGGGAAUUAGUUGCCAGACUUCUCUAAAGUGCUUUUCCUGUCAGGGUAUUAGUGACUGCAGCGUUCAAACAGUAGGACAACACAUGACAGGAAUUUUUAGAUUGGGCCAGCUUUCCUACCGCAAUUCUAAGUCACUGACUUGAGGUCAGUGGGUUCAAAAAAUUCUGUUUCAAAAUACACCCUUAAAUCAAAGAUUACCUCUGGUGAGAACACUCUCUUAGACUGGACACUGAAUAAACAUUUUUCAGAGUGGGGAAGGUUUGCUUGGCAAAUCUUCUUUCCAAGUAUCUCAAGAACUUGUGAGACGUGGAAGGACUAUUGCUGUCUUUCCUGGGAAAAAUGUGUACUCAGCUGCUUGGGCUCCAGUUUGUGUGGGAAGGUUUAUCUCAGUCCAGACUCUUCAGGCCUGGUUUUUACCCCUGGCCAGACAUGGCUUUGGGAAGAGAGACCAGAGCAUUUAGGGACAUAUUUAUACCUAUUUUGUGUGAAGAAAUAAAGGGAGCAGAUUCAAAAGUCAUCAUUUUGUUUUAAAUUGGAAAACGGAUUCCUCAGUCUUACAGUAAACAGAGUAGGCAAGUUUGAGAUGUAAUGUUCUAUGUUCAGUGGGGACUACUGUUUUGUGUUAAAGCUCUACAGAGAAACUUAACUACUGUAUAUAUUUUAUUUUUGAGAUCACCUACCUUUGUUGGAAUUAGUCAGACUGUGUGGCCUUGAAAUGAAUACACUGUGUCUGAGGACAGGGAAAAAUGGUUAAGAAAUCCAGGUUAAAGAACAGUAAAGCUUUUUACUCAUUUUAUAAACGAAUGUCCUGCUGCCUGUUUAAAGGACUUGCUUUCUGCUCUGUCUAGAUACCUAGCAGUGUGAGAACAGGGUGGCGUGCUGCGUUCCUGUCGGAGGUGUGUGCCGGGCAGUGUGGUUUCUGCUUUCUGGCUGCCUGGGCCUGUGGUCAUCCCUGCUCCUUAGCAGUAGUGCAUGUUUUUCUUCCGUCAUCCUCAAGGCUGCUCUGGUAGAGAUUUCAUUCUCAGGGCCUCCCAAAAAGUUGUGUAUCAUUUGAAAUUGUUCUAUUUGAAGAAAACCAUUAAGAAAAGCUGGAUUCCCUGGCUACCAAUAAAGAUCAUCAAGAGAAAAAAAAGUAUUUGAGCCCUAAACUACGAAGCCAAGUGAGGAAUUGGAGUGUUAACUGUGUGGCAAUAGUUAGAUCAUAGUUACCAUUUUUCCCACCAUCAAAGAGAUUAAAUAGUUUCCAUAACGUGGAAUUUGGAUGAGGUUCCUGCCCUAAUACAGACUUAAAUAUGCAGUUGUUUGUCUCAGGCUAUUUGUGGUGAAUAAGCAGAGUAUUUAUUUAAAAAUGACCAGGCAGCACUGGAAAAAUUGCUGGGCUUUAAAGCUGUCGACAAAGUAUUUCUUAAAUAAAUAUGUCUGAUUUAGAAAUAUCUAAACAUGGACAACACAAUUUUUAAAACUUACAUGCAAUUGCAUGUGGCUUUUAUAAGUUGUUCCUUAAAAACAAUGCUAAUGUGACUUAAGGAUUUGUAGUUCUAUUAAAAACCACUUCUAAAAGUAUCUUAGGGUAGCUUGAAAAGUUUGCCUUAUUAUUUUAGGUCUCAGCAGAGCUACGCUUAUGGCAAGAGGAAAUAUCUUUGGUCUAAAUAGAACGUGGAACUUUCUUGGCUGUGACCAACUUUUCUGAAGUAUACCAUGAGCUUUCACUGACCAUCUUUGCAGAGAUGAUGUACUGGGCAAUUCCUCUCCCCAAGGAAACCCAGCAGGGCCUGGGUCUGCAGGGCCUGGGUCUGCUGUACCUCUCUGACCAGCUGCUGGGGACGCUAGGCUCCCUGUUAGUCAGUACAUAUUGUAAGGUUGGGAGCUCCAUCUAGCACCCAAGAAGGGGCUGCCUGGUGUUCUACAAUGCCUGUAAAUAGUGUUUUCAAAAUGCCUAGGAAAAAAUUCUGUAAAGAGAUGGCAGACUGGUCGUCUCAUGGUGUAAAACUCCUCAGAAAUUUUUUUUCAAAGGAAAAAGUAUACCUUUUAAGUUCAACUUCCUUAACUACUCGCAACAGAGAGAAGUUCCUAAUUUAUGUUUUAAAAAGCCCAAUUAUGGUUGCCCUUCCUACCCAUGGACCAUUGACUUCCCAGUACACUCUUUUUUUUUUUUUUGAGACGGAGUUUUGCUCGUUACCCAGGCUGAGUGCAAUGGCGCGAUCUCGGCUCACCGCAACCUCCGCCUCCUGGGUUCAGGCAAUUCUCCUGCCUCAGCCUCCUGAGUAGCUGGGAUUACAGGCUCGCGCACCACCAUGCCCAGCUAAUUUUUUGCAUUUUUAGUAGAGACGUGGUUUCACCAUGUUGACCAGGAUGGUCUCAAUCUCUUGACCUUGUGAUCCACCCGCCUCGGCCUCCCAAAGUGCUGGGAUUACAGGCGUGAGCCACCGCGCCCGGCCCUCCCAGUACACUCUUAACAAGAAUAAUAUACAGAGAGGCACCAUUUUGCUCUGGGUUUUGUGGAAUCCUAGACAGGUUUAAUAAUACAUUUCGGUGGUCCUAUGGAGAGUUGUGACUAGUAGUGGAGUUUUUAUUAGAGCUGGUUGUGUGCUUUUUACUUUCCUAUCUUGGGACCCAGAGAAUCACUUGCCAUGGAAUCAUCUGGCUGGUAAGAGACACUUAUAUGGAUGUAAUACAAAAAGCGGUAAAUCAAAGCCAUCAUAUGGCCCUAAAAGGGACAAUAUGUAAAUGUACUUACUAUGAUAAGGUAGCUCUGUAGAUGUAAUAUAUUCAUAAAGUCUUUGGGUUUAAGAAAAUUUAGGACUAUUUUAAACUGGGACAUCUCCAUCUUGAAUGAUAAUAAUUAGUAAUUGGGAUGACCACACAGUCUCCUAACAUGGGCAACAGUCUAAUUGCUAUUGCAAUUGCAUUUCUGACCUGAUUCUUUUAAAGGGGCAUAUAUUCCCAAUAGAUGAUAACAUUUAGAAUGUAUGUUUCUUGGAUGGAUGACUUAUUCAAAGUAGUGAGGCAGUAUAUCCUUGACUAAGUAAUCAGGCUAUGUUCCCUGCUUAUAAAAUGAAUUUUUUUUUUUAAAGCCUCACUUCACAGUCCUGUUGCAAAAGAACUUUCUGGGGAAAACACUGUGAGGCCUAUGAAAUACCAUGAAUAUAAUCAUGUUAGAACAUAUCAGUUCUUGAAUAUUUCUUUUUAACCAAAAGAGAUCUGGGAACAUUUUCACAUUCCUUGAAAAUACAUAUUUCCUUUAAGAGAAUGUCAAACAUGUUACUACACCAAAUCUAAACCCACUUGAAAACCAAUAGCUGUUACAGUUGUGCUACAGAAUAGGUCAGAGUCAGCAUUAGAAAUAUUACACUUUAUUGAAUUCUGGAGCAGCUAAUCUACCCUCCCCUGUUGACCAAUGACGAGAAUGGAAGAAAAUAUAUGAUGGCUAAACUAAGUCUAUAACCACUGUUUAAGAUGUUGGAAAAACUUUCACUGUACUGGUAAAACAGUUUUAAUACCCUAACAUAUACAGUGAUGAUUCAUUCUUGUUUAAAACAAGAAGUGAUUUCGACUUGGGAUUUUUUUUCUUGAGGGGUUUCACUCUUGUUGCCCAGGCUGGAGUCUAAUGGUGUGAUCUUGGCUCACUGCAAACUCCACUUCCUGGGUUCAAGCAAUUCUCCUGCCUCAGCCUCCCAAGUAGCUGGGGUUAUAGGCAUGAGCCACCACGGCCAGCUAAUUUUGUAUUUUUGAUAGAGACGGAAUUUCUCCCUGUUGGUCAGGCUGGUGUCGAAUUCCCGACCUCAGGUGAUCCGCCAAAUCGACCUCCCGAAGUGUUGGGAUUACAGGCGUGAGACACCGUGCCUUGCCUCGGGAUUCUGAGUGAAUUGUUUCACACUGAUUGUGCUCUCUGCUUUAGUAAGGUUCUGGCUUACAGAGCCCUCUUCCCAUCCUCUGAUGUUCAACUUUAAUAGACAGUAGUCAACUCUAGAGGAUAAAGAAAUCUGGAAUUGGGUAGCAUGAGCCACAGUUACACAGCCCACACUAAUGAAUGUUCUACUGUAGUAUAAGAAGGAAGUUCCUCCCUUUCUUUUCUGGGGACUUGUUCCUUUGUCCUCAUACAGCUAAAUUCUUUCUAUAGAUUUAUCACAGAUAAGGAAAAGGUGGCUUUUGGAUAACAAAUAAUAAGCAUUUGUGCUA